AUAGACUGAUGAGUUAUUGUCAUGUAAAAAGCGCCAGCAAUAAGACCAACCGCUUUGCUAUUGUCCAAGUGGAAAGAGCCAAGUUUAUUAUGAGGACUAUAUGCUCUAGAGACCUCAGGCAAGGCAUCUCAUAGGAGGCUUUUUCAUAAAACUAGGCUCUGCUGGUAGUAAGGAGGCCACUCUCGAAGCAGGCGUUGAGCUGUGCACAUCUCCCCACCACAGGCACCUUCUCCAUAUAUCCAGCUUUUAUUUCAUUUUUUCCACUUGGCUGAGCCAUCCAGAGCCUUUUCAAUGUAUAAAAUGGAAUAUUCUUACCUCAAUUCCUCUGCCUACGAGUCCUGUAUGGCUGGGAUGGACACUUCGAGCCUGGCUUCAGCUUAUGCUGACUUCAGUUCCUGCAGCCAAGCCAGUGGCUUUCAAUAUAACCCUAUAAGGACCACUUUUGGGGCCACCUCUGGCUGCCCAUCCCUCACUCCAGGAUCCUGCAGUCUCGGCUCUCUUAGGGACCACCAGAGCAGUCCAUACGCAGCAGUUCCUUACAAACUGUUCACCGACCACGGGGGUUUAAACGAGAAGAGAAAACAGAGGCGGAUCAGAACUACGUUCACCAGCGCCCAGCUCAAGGAACUGGAGAGGGUGUUUGCAGAGACUCAUUACCCUGAUAUAUACACCCGGGAGGAGCUGGCACUCAAGAUAGACCUCACCGAGGCGAGAGUGCAGGUCUGGUUCCAGAACCGCCGCGCCAAAUUCCGCAAGCAGGAGAGGGCGGCGGCGGCGGCGGCGGCGGCCGCCAAGAACGGGGCGGCGGGCAAGAAAUCCGACGCCUCCCGCGACGACGAGAGCAAGGAGGCCAAGAGCACCGACCCCGACAGCACCGGCGGCCCCGGCCCCAACCCCAACCCCGCUCCCAGCUGCGGCGGGGGCGGCGGCGGCGGCCCCAGCCCCGCUGCCGGGCAGGGGGCGGCGGGGCCCGGCGGGCCGGGGGGCGAGCCGGGCAAGGGGGCGGCGGGGCCGGGCGGGCUGGCGGCGGCGGGGCCGGGGCAGGGCUGGGCGCCGGGGCCCGGGCCCAUCACCUCCAUUCCCGACUCGUUAGGCGGCCCCUUCGCCAGCGUCCUCUCCUCGCUGCAGCGGCCCGGGGGCACCAAAGGCAGCCUCGUCAAGAGCGGCAUGUUCUGAGCGGCGGCGGCGGCGGCGGCGGCCCCUCCCGCUCAUUAGUAUCCGCCGCCCGCCCAUAGCGAUGACCGGGGGCCCGGGCAGCGCCGGGCUCCGCGGGGCAGGGACCCCGCGCCCCCAU
This is a messenger RNA of Oenanthe melanoleuca, 1294 nucleotides long. It is a transcript of the gene PHOX2B, whose product is annotated as paired like homeobox 2B. Gene Ontology annotation, biological process: regulation of transcription by RNA polymerase II. Lineage: Eukaryota; Metazoa; Chordata; Aves; Passeriformes; Muscicapidae. The record is from RefSeq and is a predicted model, not a curated record. The transcript is spliced from 3 exons. The coding region runs from base 292 to 1176 and encodes 294 amino acids. Gene Ontology annotation, molecular function: RNA polymerase II transcription regulatory region sequence-specific DNA binding; DNA-binding transcription factor activity, RNA polymerase II-specific.